Arachis stenosperma is the source of this 1032-nucleotide messenger RNA. RefSeq names its product proteasome subunit beta type-3-A. Lineage: Eukaryota; Viridiplantae; Streptophyta; Magnoliopsida; Fabales; Fabaceae. The record is from RefSeq and is a predicted model, not a curated record. The transcript has 6 exons. Gene Ontology annotation, biological process: proteasome-mediated ubiquitin-dependent protein catabolic process. Bases 109 to 723 code for a protein of 204 amino acids. Gene Ontology annotation, cellular component: proteasome core complex, beta-subunit complex; proteasome core complex.
GUGGCUUGAUCCCAAAGAAAAGCACUUUUUAAAACAUAAAAAAACUCGCGAGCCGCAACAUCUCAGUGUCUCCCUUCUCUUCGUUAUUCUUGGUUGCUCAAAGUUAAAAUGUCGAUCUUCGAGUACAACGGGAGUGCCCUAGUGGCUAUGGUUGGCAAGAACUGCUUUGCCAUCGCCAGCGAUCGGAGGCUCGGUGUCCAGCUUCAAACCAUAGCCACCGAUUUCCAAAGGAUCUCCAAGAUACACGACAAACUCUUCAUCGGUCUCUCUGGCCUCGCCACCGAUGCCCAAACUCUGUACCAGCGUCUGGUUUUCAGGCACAAACUGUAUCAGCUUAGGGAAGAGAGGGAUAUGAAGCCCGAGACCUUUGCUAGCUUGGUCUCUGCCCUUCUUUAUGAGAAAAGGUUUGGUCCAUACUUUUGCCAGCCUGUAAUUGCUGGCUUAGGAGAUGAGGAUAAACCAUUCAUUUGCACAAUGGAUUCAAUUGGAGCAAAGGAGCUUGCUAAGGAUUUUGUUGUUGCUGGCACUGCCUCUGAAUCUCUAUAUGGUGCUUGCGAGUCAAUGUUUAAGCCUGACAUGGAACCAGAAGAAUUGUUUGAGACUAUCUCUCAAGCUCUGCUGUCAUCAGUAGAUCGUGAUUGUUUAAGUGGCUGGGGUGGACAUGUCUAUGUUGUUACACCAACUGAAGUAAAGGAAAGGAUCUUGAAGGGAAGAAUGGAUUAACCAGUUACACUCCUCAGAUCACAUGUCAAUUUAGUUUGGAACUGAAUAGUAGUCUCCAUUUACCAUCCACACUGGGUUUAUGGAUGCCAUUAAUACUGUCUUCUGUAUUUGCCGUAAAACAUAAAAAAAAAAAAUUUGAGUUCAAUAUUUAGAUUAUCAGAUGGAGGAGGUUGGAGUUGGGAUGCUUGUCAAUUAUUGUUAUUGUUAAUCCUCGAAAUGUUUUUGCUUCCAAAGUACAAGAAUGAUACAGCUAACUUGUUGUCAACUUCGAAUUUGCCAGAUUUUUAAUUAAAGUUUGGGGUUUAGUGA